Acanthopagrus latus (yellowfin seabream) is the source of this 1788-nucleotide messenger RNA. Its product is annotated as protein max-like. The transcript has 4 exons. Gene Ontology annotation, cellular component: RNA polymerase II transcription regulator complex. Lineage: Eukaryota; Metazoa; Chordata; Actinopteri; Spariformes; Sparidae. Gene Ontology annotation, molecular function: protein dimerization activity; DNA-binding transcription factor activity. The record is from RefSeq and is a predicted model, not a curated record. The coding region runs from base 170 to 637 and encodes 155 amino acids. Gene Ontology annotation, biological process: positive regulation of transcription by RNA polymerase II.
UAAUGUUUUCCCGUCCAUGUGUAGGCGAAUCACGUGUAGAGAAAUCGUUGGUCGUCAUGUAUCUGCUGUAGCGCAGCUCCGUGCUAGAUUUUGUUAUUUGCCUCCAGUUGUCGCGGGCACUUUGUUUUGACAGCUGCCUGUUUUCUUUUCUCGUACUUUUUAACGAAGAAUGAGCGAAAACGAUGACAUCGAAGUCGACAGCGAUGCAGACAAGCGUGCACAUCACAACGCACUCGAGCGUAAACGCAGGGACCACAUUAAAGACAGCUUUCAUGGUUUACGAGAUUCUGUGCCCGCAUUACAAGGGGAGAAGAACUCUGUCAAACAGGCUUCCCGAGCACAGAUUCUAGACAAAGCCACCGAGUACAUCCAGUACAUGAGGCGAAAAAACCAUACCCACCAGCAAGACAUCGAUGACUUAAAGAAGCAGAAUGCAUUGUUGGAGCAGCAAGUUCGUGCACUGGAGAAAGCCAAGGGGAACACUCAGCUCCAGACAAACUACUCUUCUGACAGCAGCUUGUACACAAACCGCAAAGGCAGCGCGGUGUCCGCCUUCGACGGCGGCUCCGACUCCAGCUCCGAAUCGGAGCCGGACGAGCCGCCUAACAGAAAGAAGCUGCGCAUGGAGCCCAGCUAGACUCGGGUGGCCCGCAAUUCUCCAAACAGACUCUUUUUGCCCACCAGCCCCCGACUCCUACUACCUGUCCGCACUCAGUCCUGCCUUCUUGCGCCAGUCGAGGAGACGAGGCGGAGACUGUGUGAGAGAGGUGCUAUUAUGUAUAAAUACGCUUCUACCUUCCUAUUUCCUCCUGGCAAGUGUCCUGUCACUCCUUUUGUGGCCCAGCAACAACUUUUAAGACCCCCACCCACCCACCCAAAGUGAGGCAGCUCUGCGGUUUUGAAGGACUAUGUGCUUUUCAAACCUCAUGGUAACCAUUCGUAAUCAAAUGUGGAGAUGACAAGGUGUGAGGCUUUAGUAAAGCUACAUAAAAUAAAAUCUUUUUUUUUUCCCUUCGUUGGAGUUGUGAGACUUUACGACCUUUGACACAUUGGUAAUUAGGGAUAGUUUACCUUUUUAAUAUUCAUACUUUUCCAGAAAAGAAUGUGAAGUUGCUUUUGAAAAAAAAUGUCUGUUAUGCAAGAUGCAACCCUCCUUAUUCAGUGUAGAUGGCUGAAGUUUUUGUCUUUGAAAAAUGUUUGUGUAAUCAAAAGGAGUCCCUCUAUUUAUAUUGAUGCACCCAAAUUGAUUUCUUACCCUCAUGUCUGAGCUCCCUCAUGUUUGGCUUGAGAUUUUCCAGAGAACACGGGAGGAUGAACAAGUUGACCCUCUGUUUUAGUGGAUUUUCCACAGGUUCAACUAUUUAUUUUCCUCUAUUUUUAUUAUUAUCAAAUAAAACGUGGGUAUUAAAAAAAAAGAAAAAAAAAGGAUACUGAAUGUUACGCAAUGCAGUUAAAGGGCAGUGACCUUUAUUUUUGUUAAUGGAAGUCCAUUUCAGUGUGUAGUAUAUAACACUGUAUACUCUUAAAUGGUGUCAGCUCUGCAAAGAAAAGCCUUCCCUUGAUAUAUUUGCCUGUGCUGGGAACGUUUAUCUUUCUUUUUUUUUCCUUUUUUUUUUUUUUUUUUCCUUUUUGCAGAGGUUAAUUAGUGUGUACGUGAUCAAUAUUUGUUUGUUCCAUUCCAUGGAAAUUACAGGUAUGUUGUACAUACUGCCAACGGUUGUCUUGCAAGUUGAGGCAUACCUUUAUUAUGAGACUAUAAAUAAAACUAUUUUAUCCUUUUGGGAUGUA